Molecule: messenger RNA, 1356 nt
Organism: Ambispora gerdemannii
Lineage: Eukaryota; Fungi; Glomeromycota; Glomeromycetes; Archaeosporales; Ambisporaceae
Source: the annotation of a GenBank genome assembly
AUGCCAAUUACCACGCAUACGCAACGCCAUCAAUCAUCAUCUCUUUGCUUUUCUCAUAAUACUUCUACUACAUUGUCCUCAUUUAGCGUUGUAAAUCACUUAUCCCCUGAAAUUUUCGUUGCUAUUGUUCGUGACUUAUCGCCUGCAGAUCUCUUGAACCUGACGUUCGUAUGCAAAUUGUAUCGAGAAUAUUUAUGCUCGCCGAAUUCUUCCAUGACACAAGAGAUAUGGCGGCGCUCACGAUUGUGUUAUUAUCCAUCGCUAUCUCUGCCGCCGCCUGAAGGAAUGGACGAGAAAUCGUACCUAGAGUUUGCGCGGUUGCGUGAAGAUUGUCAGCUUUGUGGUCGAGUUGUCAACUUGGUUGUUCAUUGGGCAUUUAGAUUACGUUGUUGUGAUAGAUGUCUGAAAACUAAUAUUAAAUGCGAAAGAGAAAUUUGCGAUUAUUUUUGCACCCCAGAAGAAAAACGAGCAAUUCUUCAAGGAUUGCCAUACAUUGAAAUUCGCAGUGAAAGAUUUUACUGGAAAUACCAGUGGACAUUAGCAGAGUACCGAUACAUCUCAUGUCACCCUAGGAAAAAAAGUCUAUGGCUAGAUCAACAAAAACUAAGCACACUAAAAAUCAUGGAUGACGCCAAAUCGCGAAUGCAAAGUUCCAUCACGCAAAAUCGAAAAUGUCUCAUUCGUGAAACCAAGCAAACAAUGAUCGACUCAAUUAUCGACGAGUUGUGUGAGAUUCGAUCUCUGGAUGGUGAGCAAGUUUAUCGAUCGACGUAUCUUCGACGAUCUCCUGCAUAUUGUCGCGCGAUGAGCAAUAUCAGCGAGCCGAUUAAUGACGAUUGGAUUGCUAUUAAAAAAUCUAUGAAGAAAACUUAUACAGCUGUCACUUUUGCUAUCGAGUUCAGCCAACGGCAAAUUCAAAUUGAACAUCGGAUCGAUCAAUUAUGGCGAUCACCAAUCCAAUUAAAAGAUCCCUGCUUAAGAUAUCUUCGCUUCUGUCCAACCUAUAAAAACUUAAUAUUCUUCAACAACGACCCGUCAAUUCCAUUCACAAAAUGCCAGCUUUAUUGUCUAAUAUGUCAAAUCAAAGCUGAGGCCGAAUAUUAUCGCAAACAUCCAAACGAGUUGAGCCAUGUUGCACGAGCGUUAAUUCUCGGGCUUGAAAGAUUACAAAUAUUCAGGUGUGCGUUGUGUUGUAAAAACGUCAAUUCUAAAAUCAAUUAUCGGUUUAUUGAUGUGCGUGAUCAUUUAGAGGGUUCGUUUCAUUGUGUAUUGAAGUUUGUGGAAGAGGAUCAUGUGUUGAUUAAUGAGUAUGGAUUGGAAAUUUUGAGAAAAAGGGAAUAUCGAUAUAACAGAUAA